AUGUCUCCCUCUAUUAAUUCUGCGGAUAACGCAACCUCGCCCAACGUGGAGUACACGAAUGAAUUCAUCCGUACCCAAGCUGUCUAUCGUGGUACAGAGGCUACCAAAGAUGAGUCUGGAAGCGUUAUUGCAACUCCUUACGAGAAGAAGUACGAAUUCAAGAUCAAUCGUAAGGUCCCUCGCGUCGGGGUCAUGCUUGUCGGUCUUGGCGGCAACAAUGGUACUACAGUGACUGCAGGUAUUAUUGCUAAUCGCCUUGGUCUCACUUGGCAAACGCGCGAGGGCGAACAAUCGGCCAACUACUACGGAUCUAUCGUGAUGGGAUCAACAAUUAAGCUCGGUGUGGAUCCCAAGACCGGUGAAGAUGUCAACAUCCCUUUUCAUGAUAUCCUUCCCAUGGUGCACCCCAACGAUCUUGUUGUCGGAGGAUGGGAUAUCAGUUCCAUGAACUUGGGAGAUGCUGCUGACCGCGCGGCGGUUCUUGAGCCAGGCUUGAAGAAUCAGAUUCGCAAGGAGCUAUCUGCCAUUAAGCCGCUCCCUAGUAUCUACUAUCCUGAUUUCAUUGCUGCAAAUCAAGGAGCACGAGCCGACAAUAUUCUGGAGGGCAGCAAGGCUUCCCGCACUCAUCUUGACAAGAUUCGUCAAGAUAUCAGGGACUUCAAAUCUUCACACAACCUGGAUACUGUGCUUGUUUUGUGGACGGCAAAUACGGAAAGAUAUGCGGAUAUUAUUUCAGGGGUCAAUGAGACCGCCGACGAGAUUCUACAGUCCAUUUCGGACGGGCAUUCUGAAAUCGCGCCAUCUACGAUCUUCGCAGUUGCGAGCAUUCUUGAAAACGCACCUUUCAUCAAUGGCUCCCCUCAAAAUACAUUUGUUCCUGGUGUGGUUGAUCUUGCAACUCGUCACAAGGCGUAUAUCGCAGGCGACGACUUCAAAUCAGGCCAGACAAAAAUGAAGGCCGCUUUGGUAGAGUUCCUAGUGAAUGCUGGAAUCCGUGUCAAGUCCAUUGCGAGUUAUAAUCAUCUUGGCAACAAUGACGGCUACAACCUGAGCGCUCCAGCACAAUUCCGCUCCAAAGAGAUUUCCAAAUCAAACGUUGUGGAUGAUAUGGUGGCAGCUAACACUGUUCUGUAUAAACCUGGCGAGCAUCCAGAUCACUGUGUGGUCAUUAAAUAUCUCCCAGCAGUCGGAGAUAACAAGCGGGCAUUGGACGAAUACUACGCUGAUAUCUUCCUCGGAGGACAUCAGACCAUCAGUCUGUUUAAUGUUUGCGAGGAUUCGUUGCUUGCAUCUCCCCUGAUUUUGGAUCUAGUCAUCCUGGCUGAAAUUCUUACUCGUAUUUCCUGGCGCGAGACGGACUCGUCAUCCUCGAUUUCCGACUACCAAGGAUUUCAUAGCGUCUUAAGCCUGCUGAGCUACAUGCUGAAGGCACCUAUGACACCUCCAGGGGUCCCAGUAGUUAACGCACUCGGCAAACAACGCACCGCUCUCACCAACUUCUUCCGCCUCGUCAUUGGCUUGGAACCGGAGUCAGAGGUCGCAUUGCAGCAGCGGCUACCUUGA
Molecule: messenger RNA, 1563 nt
Organism: Talaromyces stipitatus ATCC 10500
Lineage: Eukaryota; Fungi; Ascomycota; Eurotiomycetes; Eurotiales; Trichocomaceae
Product: myo-inositol-1 phosphate synthase, putative
Exons: 2
Coding region: 1-1563 (520 amino acids)
Biological process (GO): inositol biosynthetic process; phospholipid biosynthetic process
Cellular component (GO): cytoplasm
Molecular function (GO): inositol-3-phosphate synthase activity
Source: RefSeq, a predicted model, not a curated record